GGAAAAUAUAUUACCACCUAUCGCGGCGUACCAUUGAUGAAAGAUCCUUUCACUCUCGCAGUUGUACCACAGUUGCUCUGGGAGCUUAAACCACGUACCAUAAUUGAGUUCGGCUCUUACGCAGGAGCCUCAGCACUUUGGAUGGCAGAUUUGUUGAGGCAAUACAACUAUGAGUCACGUGUCCUCUCGUUGGAUAUUGAUCUCUCCAUGCUGGCGCCUUUAGCGAGGGAUUCCCGUUCUGAUAUUUCGUUUAUCGAGGGAGAUAUCUUUGACGUUGAAAAACACUUCCACGAGGAACUUCUUGAGGUAAGUUAACUGACACCUUACAUUUAGUGUUUAAACACUUCUUUGAGGACCCAAGAUCUCAUCCUUUCCUGGGGGAGAGGAUAUUUAUUGUCACUUCAACAAUGAGUUACUGAAUCUUGGAUAGAAUUUGAUGAGGUAAACCCCUGUUUGAUUUUUCUAUCAGGCAGGGGUUUGCAUCAUUCAUGGUUCUCAUUGCUGCACUCAUCCUCAGACAAGUUCAACAGGAAAGAUCUAGAAUUCCCGGAAAUCUGGCAUGAAUAUCGAAAGUUAAAGUGAUAAUCAGCGUGUCCUUGUUUUCCACAGAAUUAUUUCAACUUUGUUUUGUUAAUUUUUUUUCUUGUCGUUUCUUUCAUUAGAGCUUACCUCACCCAUGGUUCCUAAGUGAAGACUCACAUGUGAACAUGAUAGGCGUUUUAGAACAUUUUCAUAAAUUUAUGCAACCUGGAGACUACCUCUGCAUCGAAGAUACAAACCCAACGGGACCUGAAAUAUCCGGACAGGGACUCAUCAAGGAUCUCGGAUACUCAAUGUUUGGGGACUCAAAACUGAAUGACCUCAAAAGAUUUCUGAAAGACCAUCCAGGCAAAUACAUGGUAGAUCAAAAAUACACCGAUUUUUACGGGUAAGAGGUUGCUAAGUGAUUUUAUCCAUUCAAGUAAGAAGAGCGUUACUCAAGUUCCUCUUUCCCUUUCAAGCUGAUUUUAAUAAACUAAAUCCGACUUUGCGUUGUUAUUCUUGCAGAUACAAUGUCACUUUAAACACCAACGGCUUCUUAAAACGGGUGUAG
Messenger RNA from Pocillopora meandrina, 1093 nucleotides. The record is from the annotation of a GenBank genome assembly. NCBI's taxonomy places the organism in Eukaryota, Metazoa, Cnidaria, Anthozoa, Scleractinia, Pocilloporidae.